AUAUUACUAUUUUAGUGAAUGAAACGAUGAUUCAACAUAGACUGCAAACUCCCAAGCAGAGUGAGUCAUCCACAGCAUCUUGUGGUGGUGAGUGACUGUGAUCACUGCUUGGGAAACGAAAACCCACAUCCACUUCCAUAUCUUUAUUUGUUUUUCCUUUUCUUCACUACCAACCAAAAUUAGCAGAAGCCCAGUUGCCUCUUUAUCUUCCUACAAAGAGUGUUAGCUCCUCCUCUAUCCUCCUCCGCAGUCUUGGAAAUCCUACAACAAAAACCAAUCAAGGAGGCGGAAAAGAAGAGAUGGAGGACGGGUCGAAGCAAUGGCGUUUCAAGGCGAGGAAGGAUCUGACCUCUGCUUCGGAUAUCACCAUCAAAGGGAUGCUUAAGAAGCUCAAUGAGGCCAUUGAUUCGACCGACCCAAGGCCAACGAUCCGCCUCGGCUGUGGCGAUCCUUCUGUUUAUCCUUCCUUUCGGACGACCCCAGUAGCUGAAGACGCCAUUGUUGAUGCUGUUCGUUCCGCUAAGUUCAACUGUUAUGCUCCCACUGACGGUAUUCUUCCUGCGAGAAGGACAUGGAACAGGGCGAUAGCUGAAUACCUUUCAAGUAAUCUUCCAUACAAGUUAUCUCCAGAUGAUGUAAAUCUCACCAGCGGUUGCAAACAAGCCAUCGAGGUGAUUCUAUCGGUGCUAGCUCAGCCAAAUGCUAACAUCUUGCUUCCACGACCUGGGUUCCCCUCCUAUGAAGCUCUUGCUGCUUCCAGACAUCUCGAAUUCCGACAUUUUGAUCUUCUUCCCGACGAGGGUUGGGAGAUUGAUCUUGACGCUGUUGAAGCUCUUGCAGAUGAUAAUACCGUUGCCAUGGUUAUCAUCAAUCCUGGAAAUCCCUGUGGGAAUGUCUUCUCUUACCAACACUUGCAGAAGGUUGCUGAGACUGCAAGAAGGCUUGGGAUACUGGUAAUCUCUGAUGAAGUUUAUGAACGUAUCACUUUUGGGGUUAAACCAUUUGUGCCCAUGGGUACGUUUGGAUCUAUAGCUCCGGUCAUUACACUUGGAGCCAUUUCCAAGAGAUGGGUGGUUCCUGGAUGGAGAUUGGGCUGGCUCGUCAUCACUGAUCCUAUUGGCGUUCUUAAAGAAACUAAGAUGGUUGAUAGCAUUAAUAGCUGUCUCAAUAUCUGCUCCGACCCUGUAACUUUCAUUCAGGGAUCAAUUCCUAAAAUCAUUGAGGAUACAAAAGAGGAUUUCUUUAGGAAUAUCAUUGAUAUAUUAAGGCGAUCUUCGGGCAUGUGUUAUGAGAUAUUAAAUGACAUUGAUUGCCUUACUUGUCCACAUAAACCAGAGGGAUCUAUGUUUGCAAUGGUAAAGUUAAAUCUAUCAUCUCUUGAAGAUGUUGUUGAUGAUAUUGACUUUUGCCUCAAGUUGGUUAAAGAAGAAUCUGUGGUUAUUCUACCAGGCAUCACAGUGGGAUUGAAAAAUUGGCUACGCAUAACUUUUGCCAUUGAGCCAUCUUCUCUUGAAGAUGCCCUUGGGAGGAUACAAUCCUUUUGUCAAAGGCAUGCCAAGAAACAGUAACGAAUCACAAUCGUUUGUUCCUCAAUAAAUCUAAUGGUGAUCAUCAACAUGAAGUUGAAUCCCAUGCUUCAUUGUAUUUCUGGUGCUGUUUGUGUAUUUAUUGUUCAAUGAUAACAAUAUAAGUUUUCAUUUAAUCACAACUGUUCUCUACUUGUUCCGACAAUGACUGUUGUAUUAAGUUAGAUUGACAAGCCAUUAGGUAUGUAUACUUGAUUCGAUCAAUCUCCGAGUUGAGUACAAGAUCUACUGAUAAACUUCAACAUGAAUGAAACAGCAUAUAUUGUUGAGACCUUAAACCUCUCUCAGCAUUUUUACAA
Molecule: messenger RNA, 1885 nt
Organism: Macadamia integrifolia
Lineage: Eukaryota; Viridiplantae; Streptophyta; Magnoliopsida; Proteales; Proteaceae
Product: nicotianamine aminotransferase 1-like
Exons: 7
Coding region: 300-1568 (422 amino acids)
Biological process (GO): amino acid metabolic process; biosynthetic process
Molecular function (GO): pyridoxal phosphate binding; transaminase activity
Source: RefSeq, a predicted model, not a curated record